AUGAAUUCUAAUCAAUGCUUUAAUCAAAUGAAAUCUCAUCGGAAGUCGAAAAAUGAGGAAAAGAAAGAGAUUAAUAUCGAUGUAUUGAUUAAGAUCUCAAAUUGGGAUACAAAUGAUUUUGAAAUGAGAGACUCAGCUAUCCGACAGUUUAUAAAGCGCUCACAUGUUGUACAACACAAUCAACUGUUAAAACAAUUAUUGGAUAAAAUGGAGGAAAAUUCAAAAUUUAUUAAUGAAAAGCGAUCUAAUGUUGAAUUCUCUAUAAGUGACGCGCUUUCCAUUAACUCGUGGGAAAGUCAGAUGAAAUGCGAUGGAACUCCUCUUAACUCUUUCUAUAAUCAACGAAAGAAUAUUAAUGCGAAUAAAGAUAUUGUGGACAUUAAUCUCGAUUUGAAGGCAAACACCGAUACAAACACUCCGCCGACACAACCGUUAAAAGUUAAAAAGAGUAAACCCGACAAACCUCUCACACCUGACAAACCUCUCACUCCUGACAAACAAAAUACGAAAUCAAUUGUAAAGAAACGAAAGUUAAAUGAAAGUCAAAGUAACAAAAAAAGCGAUAAUAAGUCAAAAAGAGCUAAAAAGGCUGAGAAGAAAAGGUUAUUGAAUAAGAAUAAGAGAAAUGUAUCGUUUGAUGUCAAC
Molecule: messenger RNA, 645 nt
Organism: Medioppia subpectinata
Lineage: Eukaryota; Metazoa; Arthropoda; Arachnida; Sarcoptiformes; Oppiidae
Source: the annotation of a GenBank genome assembly